Molecule: messenger RNA, 441 nt
Organism: Westerdykella ornata
Lineage: Eukaryota; Fungi; Ascomycota; Dothideomycetes; Pleosporales; Sporormiaceae
Exons: 1
Source: RefSeq, a predicted model, not a curated record
AAACCUAUAGUGAGGAGUCCAUUUCCAAAGCAGGUCAGAGAUCGGUCACCUAUCAUUGGCCUUACCGCCGACUGUGUCCUCAGGACUUGUUUCCGAAUUGGAGAGGCCAUUAACGCUGGGCGAAGCGCUACUAGGAGUGGCCGAAAUGUCAUGAUCGAACUUUAUGCAAGAGUCCUGAAGUCGGAGCGAAACAACGCUGUUCAACAUUUCAUCUUUGGUGACUUAUUUCAUCCGAACAAACCAUAUAUCGAAGCCGAUUACAGUGCAGCAAUCUGGCAGUCCGUCCCACUCCAUGAGCUGGACAGCCGUGUUUUCCUAGGGGAGGGCAAUAGAAUGUGCCGAUGCAUCUUAGUAUUUAAAAGCAACGGGAAAGAGUGUGUACCAACAAUUCUCAACAUCUGGGCAGCGAAAAACGAGGAUGUCGUGUGGGUGGAGGGAAUU